UAGUCGAUAUAGUAUAAUUUAUGCGGUGUCAAAAAAAAAAAGGCUAAAGUCAUAAAUUAACCCUUAAACUAUACCUGAAAAGUCAUUUUCACACUUAAACUUUAGUUGUGACCUAUUACACACCUAACAUAUAAAAAAGUGAUACCCAAACCCAAGUGCGUGUGUGCCGACUUUUUUGUGCGCGUGAACAACUAUUUAUUACGCAUUAAACUUAAAAAAAAAAGGAAAAAUCAUUUAAAUCCCAAUCCUUCCACUUAAACGGUCAUAUACCAUUACCCCUUCAUCAAAUAUACCCGAUCCAUCAAAUAUUAAGAACCCUAAUUUUUGUCUCCCAAAUUCGUGAAAUCAGCCCCAAUUUGAAGCAAAGGUUCCAUAAUGGCUAGAUUUGGCUUGUCUAAGAUUUGUAAGGAGGAAGAUGAUCAUGAGCUUUCUGAAGUGCGAUGCAAGCAUAGGUUUUUAUUGCCUUUGAUGACCUCUUGGACCCCAAGGAAUCCGGGUAGAAGAUAUUGGAGUUGUCCAUACUAUGGUGGUGCUAGAUCAUGUGAUUUUUAUCGUUGGAAGGAUGAUGAGAUUGAUCCAAGAUCCAAAUUUGUGAUUCCUAAACUAGUGAGAAGAAUUGGUGAACUUGAAGUAUCAUUUGAAGCUUCCGCAAAAGUUGAUAACAAGCCUACUAUGUCUACAAAAUCUAUAGAAAGCAAAAUUGAUAUGCAAAGCAUAGAGAUUGAAAUGGAUAAUUUUGGAGAACAAAUUAAGAAGAUGAAAGAAAAGGAGAAGAAGUGGAAGAGCAAGCUGGCCAAAUCCACCAAAAGGGAGACAAUACUUUGGAUUGCCUUGUUGUGUAUUGGCAUUUUAGUUUUAAGUUUUGUAUUUCAAAGCAUGUACUUAAGAGGUUAUAAUAUGAAGUUGCCCUAAGAGGUUAGUGUACUUGUUAAGUCUUUAUUAGAUCUUGUUGGUGGUAUUGGUAAUGUUAAUUAGAACUUCUUGGGGCUGUUGGUAAUGUUUGGUUUAGUUUGA
Molecule: messenger RNA, 1014 nt
Organism: Lycium barbarum (goji berry)
Lineage: Eukaryota; Viridiplantae; Streptophyta; Magnoliopsida; Solanales; Solanaceae
Exons: 3
Coding region: 376-912 (178 amino acids)
Source: RefSeq, a predicted model, not a curated record